Polyodon spathula (Mississippi paddlefish) is the source of this 523-nucleotide messenger RNA. RefSeq names its product protein preY, mitochondrial-like. NCBI's taxonomy places the organism in Eukaryota, Metazoa, Chordata, Actinopteri, Acipenseriformes, Polyodontidae. The record is from RefSeq and is a predicted model, not a curated record. The transcript has 2 exons. The coding region runs from base 80 to 436 and encodes 118 amino acids.
UUACAGAUUUGUAUUCCCUUUGGGAAAAGGCUGGUUGUUGAAUCAGUGCGUGCAGUUAAUAUAUAUAUUUUUUAGCAUCAUGAUGCAAAAUGUUUACAGAAAGUUAGUAUUAAACGCCAUCAGAAGCCAGACGACCAGCAUACAUUCUCCUUUUGUGCCUGCUGUCAGAAAAUUACAGUGUUCGGCGACUAUAUUGUCUGCAGGCGCCGUGAAGGACAACGAGCAGAACAACGGGUUUGAUGCGUCGCUCCUCGAAUACUUGGUUUGCCCCCUGUCAAAGAAACCGCUGCGCUAUGAGGCCUUAACCAAUGAACUGAUAAACGAGGAACUUGGAAUCGCCUAUCCUGUCGUUGAUGGUAUACCCAACAUGAUCCCACAGGAUGCAAGAAUGAUCCGCAAGCAAGAACAAACAAGAAAAGACAACGCAGAGGACUGAGAUUUUUAUCUAAAGGCCAAUUUUGUGAACUGUGUAUUCAUAUUGGUGUGGUUUAAACACGUUUUCAAAAAAGAAAAAUGUUUCUGU